AUGGCCCCUAAACGUCGUACCCGUAAGACCACCAAGGAUGUCUAUGCAAAUGUCGCUGUGGAAGAACGUACUAAACUUGGUGUGGAAGCCAAAGAACGUGGAAAUACCGCUUUUGCUUCAGGUGAUCACGCGACGGCGAUUAAAGAAUUCACAACGGCCAUUGCAUACGAACCUACCAACGUGAUUUACUAUUCCAAUCGUUCAGCUGCUUAUUUGUCAGCUGGUCAAGCAACUCCGUCCAUGCAAGAUGCCAAGUCAUGCAUUGAAUUGGAUCCCAAGUUUGCCAAAGGUUAUGCACGUCUUGGAGCUGCUCAUUUCUACAUUAAGAACUAUGCAAAGGCAAUUACUGCUUAUACUCAAGGACUGACAGUUGAAAAGGGGAACAAGGCUCUGCAAGCUGGUCUUACACAAGCUCAAGCUGCUCAGCAAGUGCAGGAUGAAGAAAUUAGUGGCGUUGAAAUGGAUGAAGCAACGCGUAAAAUGAAGCGUAUGGAGAUUGAAGAGAAGAUUAACAAAGCUCGAAAAGAGCGGGAAGAACGAGCUAAGAGAGCGGAGAAGGGCUUCUCGGAGGUUAUUGGUAUUGAUCUUGGUACUACGUACUCUUGUGUGGGUGUGUGGAAAGAUGGUCAGGUGGAGAUCAUAGCCAAUAGUGAGGGAAACCGUACGACCCCUUCAUGGGUUGCAUUUAAUGAAAGUGAACGUCUCAUUGGUGAAGCAGCUAAGAUUCAAGCAGCUGGUAAUGCUACGAACACGGUGUUUGAUGCGAAACGUAUCAUUGGACGUAGCUUUAGUGAUGAAGUGGUCAAGAAAGAUGCAAAACACUUUCCAUUUACCAUUAAGGAAGGAGACGAUGAUAAGGUCCUGAUUGAGGUUGAGUUCAAGGGAGAAAAGAAGAGUUUUACUCCUGAAGAGAUCUCGUCGAUGGUGCUACUACGUAUGAAGGAAACAGCAGAAGCUUUUCUUGGUCAGACCAUCUCACAGGCUGUUGUUACUGUACCUGCUUAUUUCAAUGACCAACAGCGUCAAUCUACCAAAGAUGCUGGUUCUAUUGCUGGUCUGGAUGUCAAACGGAUCAUUAAUGAACCGACGGCUGCUGCCCUUGCCUAUGGUCUAGACACGAACGCUGGCACGGACGGAAAGGUGUGCAAUGUGCUGAUUUUUGACUUGGGUGGUGGUACCUUUGAUGUAUCAAUCCUUUCGAUCGAAAAUGGUAUCUUUGAGGUCAAGUCUACGGGUGGUGACACGCACUUGGGUGGUGAGGACUUUGACAACAACAUGGUGGAGCACCUUUUGACCGAGUUUAAGCGCAAGAACCGCAACAUGGACCCAUCUAGCUCGGCCCGUGCCAUGCGCCGUCUACGCACGGCUUGCGAGUCGGCUAAGCGCAUGUUGUCGACCACGACGAGUGCAUCGGUGGAGGUGGACUCGCUGUUCGAAGGAGUAGACUUUUCAUCCACAGUGACUCGAGCCAAGUUUGAGUCGCUCAACGAGGAGCUGUUCAAGCGCUGCGAGGAGACGGUGCUGAAGGUGCUCGAGGAUGCUAAGAUGAAACCUGAGGACGUGACCGAGCUGGUGCUGGUCGGUGGUUCUACCCGUAUCCCCAAGGUGCAAAACAUGUUGUCUGCACUGUUUGGCGGUAAGGAGCUGUCCAAAUCGAUCAACCCGGAUGAAGCCGUGGCCUACGGUGCCGCCGUGCAGGGUGCUAUCUUGGACGGUAUCCGCAACGACGCCACCAACUCGUUGCUGCUGGUAGACGUGACACCGCUGUCGCUCGGUAUUGAGACGGUGGGCAAGGUCAUGUCAGUUCUCAUUAAGCGUAACACGGCUAUUCCCGUGCGCAAGACGCGUGUAUACACGACGGAAGAAGAUUACCAGACGUCUGUGGACGUGUGUAUCUAUGAGGGUGAGCGCGCGUGCGUUGAGUCGAACAACAAGCUGGGUGAAUUCAAUAUCUCUGGCUUAGAGCGCGCCAAGCGUGGCGAGCCUCAGGUCGAGGUGACGUUCGAGAUUGACGCCAACGGCAUCCUGAACGUGUCCGCCCGUGACAAGAAGACGGGCGCCAAGGCCGAGACUACCAUCUCGAACAACCGUGGCCGGCUAAGCCAGGAGGACAUCGACCGCAUGGUCGCCGAAGCCGACAAAUUCAAGAAGGACGACGCCGAGAUGCUGCGCCGCAUUGAAGCUCGCAAUGACCUCGAGCAGUUCAUUUACCGUGCUAUUGAGAUGGCUCGUGAAAAGGGCGACACCAAUGUCGAAAGUGCCAUCCGCGAUGCUCGCGACUGGCUCGAGGACCACGAAGAGGCCACGCUCCGUGAGCUCGAGGACAAGAAGCGUAUGCUCGAGCGUAUGGUCCGCUUCUAA
This is a messenger RNA of Peronospora farinosa, 2361 nucleotides long. Lineage: Eukaryota; Oomycota; Peronosporomycetes; Peronosporales; Peronosporaceae. The record is from the annotation of a GenBank genome assembly.